AUGGCGUCCGGUUUCAGUUUCGGUAGUGCCUCAUCAGCAAGCAAUCCUACACAAGGAGACAUAUCUAAAGACGCCACUCUCCAAAAUGGACCGGAAGACAGCAUAUCAGAUCUUGCGUGGGCACCAGUCACAAACCACCUCGCAGUCGCGUCAUGGGACAAGAAGGUUAGGAUAUAUGAAAUUGACGACAACACCGGGCAAGGGGUGGGAAAGGCGGCGUUCGACCAUGAAGGACCUGUUCUGAGCUGUGCGUGGUUUCAGGAUGGUACUAAAGUCGUCGGCGGCGGCGCGGAUAAAGCUGCUCGCGUUCUCGACCUGGGCAGCAACGGCGCACCAGCCAUGCAAGUCGCCGCGCAUGACCAGCCUAUCAGAUGUGUUAAGAUGUAUAAUGACGGCCGCAACGACAUCCUGAUCACGGGUUCGUGGGACAAGACAAUCAAGUAUUGGGACUUCCGAUCACAGCAGCCCGUCGCGACCCUACAGCUACAAGAACGCUGUUACACCAUGGACAGGAGGAAUCAGCUUCUCGUUGUGGGCACUGCAGAUCGGUAUAUCAACGUGAUAAACCUCGAGAAGCCCACAGAGAUGUACAAGACGAUUCAGUCGCCGCUGAAGUGGCAGACGCGGGUAGUCAGCUGCUUCACGGACGCGUCCGGGUUUGCGGUGGGAAGUAUCGAGGGGCGAUGUGCGAUACAGUACGUCGAGGAGAAGGACUCAAGCUCAAACUUUUCCUUCAAGUGUCAUCGCGAUACCGAUACGACUCAACGCGACGUCUCAAAGGUCUACUCAGUCAACGCAAUCUCGUUCCACCCUGAACAUGGCACCUUCAGCACCGCCGGCGCAGACGGCACGUUCCACUUCUGGGACAAAGAUGCCAAGCACCGGCUUAAAGGCUACCCCAACGUCGGCGGAUCCAUCACAGCGACGGGCUUCAACGGCAAGGGCGACUUGUUCGCGUACGCGGUCAGCUAUGAUUGGAGCAAGGGCUAUGCGGGAAACAGCCCGCAGUAUCCGACGAAGAUAUGUUUGCACAAGAUCAUAGGAGAUGAGUGUAAGCCGCGACCGGGUGGGAAGAAGAGGUAG
Messenger RNA from Coniosporium apollinis CBS 100218, 1083 nucleotides. RefSeq lists its product as uncharacterized. The transcript is spliced from 3 exons. Gene Ontology annotation, cellular component: nuclear pore. Gene Ontology annotation, biological process: transcription-dependent tethering of RNA polymerase II gene DNA at nuclear periphery; RNA export from nucleus. The record is from RefSeq and is a predicted model, not a curated record. Bases 1 to 1083 code for a protein of 360 amino acids. Lineage: Eukaryota; Fungi; Ascomycota; Dothideomycetes. Gene Ontology annotation, molecular function: ubiquitin binding; RNA binding.